AUGGCUUAUGUGCCUGGCCACGAAUGGAUGAGAUCAUUUCGACAGUUGAUUCAUGUACAAAUAAGUUACAUAAAAUACAGUGGCCUCUGGAAAAUUGAAUCGAAACACUCGUCGUUUAUGACAAUCGCUUACUUCGCGUACAAACUAUGGAUACUCAUAAUGAUGAACGUAUUCGCCGUCACUAUAUUCGCAGACAUCUACGAGAACAUGGACAACCUAUCGAUCAUUAGCGACGACGGUUGUUUCCUCGCUGGAAUACUCGUCGUGAUUUUUAAGGCUAUGAAUUACCAAAUUCAUCAGAAAAGUAUAAUUAAAUUGCUCGACGACAUAUUGAACUGUGCUGAUGAUCUCUGCAGAUUUUCCAAUACCGAAACGAAUAAAUACAUCAUCAACCGAUACUAUAAAUUUAACAAAGUAGUUUUCUACGGGUUCAGCAUGUUAGGAUGCGUUUUAGGAAUAGCUCUGCUAUUUUUCUCGCCUCUGCAGAACGGUUUGCCCAUCAGAGCAAAGUAUCCUUUUAACACCACUAUAUCUCCUUUCCGAGAGAUUGGUUUGGCUGUCGAAACUUUUGCUGUUUCUGGUGGUUUAUUGAGCAUAGUUGCCAUGGACAAUAUCACUGCAAUGAUGUGCAGCCAGAUCACUGCUCAGUUCGAUAUGUUGAACGUACUUUUUGAGAAGUGUACUAGUCAAGUGGAGAAUAAAAACACCGAUGAAAUUUUCAAGACAGAAACCAAUCGAAUUAACAAGACGCACGACAACACGUUUCUUCGUCGUUACAAGACCUGUCUGCAAUUUCAUCAGAGAUUGAUCUCCAUAACCAAAGAUUACAACAGAAUCUACAGCUCGAGCAUGUUCGUCCAGAUGAUCUCCAGCACUUCGAUUAUUUGCUUAACUGGUUUCCAAGCUGUCGUGAAUGCUGUGGGGAAGAUGCGUCUUCUAGUUCUGGUCCUCGCGGGCUGCUUGAACCUCCUCGAGACUGUUCGUUGUCAAGAGCUUUCGGUCAUCAGACACUCUGAUGGAGACAUUUUCACGUUGGAAGGUUCCUGCACAGAGGCAUGCACGGUGCUCAGCAGCGGUACGGCCAGCCCUUACACUCGUAGUCCUUCGACUGCAGGACUCGUCCCGCCGAACAACACCUGCACUUGCCAGUGCAACUACGGGCUUCCUACCUUCCGGGAGGAUCUUCACAUCUGUGUGAAUGAUAUUCAUGAAUGCAACGUUGCUGGUUUCGUAAGCAACACGGGCCAAGUCGAGAGGGUACCAUAUGUGUUUCUACCUCAACGCGGUCAGAUAAUUUAUCCUCAUGCGGAGAUCCGUUUUGAAGGUGUAACGACUCCAGUGUGCGGUAUUACCGGAGCGCAACAAUUAGGACGAGCAGGAUGGUCCGAGUUGAGGAACCUCUCAGACACGGAGCCACCCUUCAGGCUGUUUCGUGACGAAGGCAGAACAUUUCUACAGUGGAUAGGUGAAUCUGGAUUGAGAGAAGCUGCAGAGGGCAGAGUGGUGACAGCGAAACUGGUCUGCAGAGACGCCUCGCCAAAAUCGAAGCUUCCGAGUGUCUUUACCCCCUGUGUGGCAUUCAGAGUAGCUGGUUCACCGUCAAAGAGCAACGUUCGAGAAGUGAUGUUCUCUUCAACAACUCAACUAUCUCAAGGGCUAUCCACCACGGAGUACACAGCUAUCGGCCUUUCAUCUGUGAUCCUGGCCCUGAUCUACGUAGCCAGCGUGUCUUUGUAUUUACAUAGUAAGAAAGCCAAAAGGAAGAUCGUCGAGGAACCGGAAAUAAGCUUGACUCCUGGUCGAGAGAUCAGUGGACUCGUGAAGAAUAAUCCAUUGUUAGCUGCUUCGAGGCACUUCGAGAGCGACACUAACAGUGGUCUAACGGAGAGCGAUUUUGGAGAUGAUUUGGCACCCAGUGACGGUGAACAAGGCUUCGAAACUAUAACUUCAGCUAUUAUUCAUCCCCAUUGUGUGUACAUGGAACAAUCGGAGAUCUGUUUUGGAUCAGGAACGAUACUAGGCGAGAGAUUACCCGAAGAAGAUGUUCGAGUAGUGGAAACAGCGGAUAAUCCUCAUCAGCAAGAAGUUCCCGUGCUACCUGGUGCUCAGAGAAGGAAACUAUACUUCAAUCCAGCCUAUUUCGACCGACAGUUACUCCUCGCGCCCCCUCCAGCAGCCAUCGAAUUCCUUCUCAAAAUUCGGGAGGUCAUCUCUAUUGCCAAGCACAAGAUGGCGGCGAAGAGAUUCGUACCAACUCUCGUCGGCAUUCCGGAGGAGGAGAACAACUCGGAACACUGCGACUCCACAGGCAAGAACCAUCACCAGUCCGCUUCGAACUCUGUCCAAGGAUCCAUGACAAAGUCACGGAAGUCACAAAGAUGCACCGGGUGCCCAGGUUGCACGGACUCUUUCAGAAACACUCCGUCGCUUCCGGAAACCGAACAGCAAAGUCCUGGUGAGAGUAAGGUGAGAGCUUGGCUGGAAGACGUCAGAUCUGCACCUCAACGACGCUGGAAAGACGCUGAGGAGGCUCGAAGGACCCUUCAAGAGAACACAAGGACCUUCAACAAGAAUCUGGAAUACUUGAAAGAAUUAGCUAAGCGAGAUUUUGACAAGGAGAUGAAGGGUUUGGCUGGAAGAACGCUUGCUUCGUGGAAAGACAAUCCUCCUAUGUUGAAGACGUUCCAGAACAUGGCUAGAAGCGAGAUCCUUGAGACAGACGAUAGGCAUAGUAUAUCGAAACGUUCGACAAAGUCCAUGUUUGAGGAGACGAAUUAUUAUUCUCUGAGAAAUGCAGACUCUGCGGCUAGGUCUAACGGCGACGAAGUGAUCAACGCUAAAGUAAGGAAAGCUAUUGAAAAUUCGUUUAUCAAACAGAUGGAAGAGAAUGCUACGAUAGAGACAGAAGUAGUGGAGAAAAUAGAUGAAACACUGGAAGACGAAGAAGUGCCUGAAGAAGAGGACAGCAAGGAAGAAGAGAAGGCAGAGGUAGAUGGGAAUUCGUUCACGCGAAAGAAGGCGAAUAUGUUAAGUGGAAAUUCGGCAACGACGGAGAAAGAGUUGCCGGAUAUGAUCAAUGAGCUUCCCAACUCAAAGAAUACGGCAAAACGUAUCAUGGAUGCUGUGAUUCGCGAGAUGGUCGACGCAAAAGUGUUGGAACAUCAUUCCAGGUCAGGAAACGUUACAGAUUACGAGGUGGACAGUUUGGAGCGUUCUAAGAAUAGCAGGAAAUCUUCCACCUCGCCAGAAUCUACCGAUCAAUCUAGUCCAGCUUUGUCUACAGCACUGCCCAUGGACGAAGAAUUGACUAUGCAGAACGCAGUGAUCAAUACUAGAACCAGAGAGAUGAUCAUGUCGAAUAAAUUGAACAAAGACGUUAUAGAGAGGAACUACUACAACAGUCUACCCGAGUUAAUUUCUUCGCAAAGGUCUGAGAGUUAUUCGUUAGUUAGCGAGGUCUAUGUGAACGAUGGCUACGAUAGUCCAGCCUGUAGCGACGACUCUGGCCCGGAGAUUCAAUACGAGCCAGAAAAUCCAGGACAUUUGACCAUCAAAGUUCAAGAUUCUCCGGAGAACUAUGUGAAACAAGAUGAGUCUGAAUACGAACCCGACACGCUAGAUAGGAAACCGAUGAAAUUGAAAAUCAACGACGACGUGAAUUACGAAAAAGAAAUUCCUGACGAGGUCUACGUUGAUUCUCUCGAGAGGCCGGUUCAAAUUCUCCUCAAGAGUAAGGGUAGCUUUCGAGAUCAAGACUCUGCAAAGAACGGUUCUUGCUUGCAGCGUGGUUACGGCAGCCUUCGAGAAAUUUACGAAGCCAGACUGAAAUCGAACUCCAGAGAUUUAUUCAACAGCACCAAGUCGUUAAACGGCCAUUCGGAUGAUUCCACGUCCUGGAAGAAGUGCAAGUAUCUAACACCGGAGAUGAGGCAAUUGAAGAGGCAACGACAACCGAGUAACCAACCAGACGUGGUGCCACUACCACCUACAGAGGACAUAUAUCAGCACCCAAAGCCUCCUCGGCGAGUAAAGGAUCUGAAGUUAUCGUCGAACUGCUCUUUGUCAAAAAACGGCUGGGACAGGAGUCCUGCCGAAGCGGGUGACCCUACGACCAGCAACGGUGCUCCUGUCCCCAGCAACCACUCAAACGUAGGGACCUCUGAUUGUACUUGCAAGCCUCAGUUGCAAGCUGAACGGUUGAUAACAAAAUGUAGACAUCAGUUAGAAAGUCAAAUGAAAAGUAACUCCUCGAGAGGGAAAUUGAAGAGCAAUCUUUCCGCGUCCUGGGGCAAUUCUCGUAAUCAGAAGGAGAAAAGGAAAUCUCUGGAUCAGUGUCAUAGGCAGGACUGUGAGAGAAGGCACAGCGAAUCUGAGAUUUGCAAGAAACACUUGAUGAUGAGAGCUAGCAGAAGCUACGAAUCCACGAGUAAUUCAGGAAACCAUUUCGCCGGUUACCAACUGCCACGAAUGAAGGUGGAAGACAGUGGUUACUUAAGUAGUACAGAUAGCAACGGUUCUCAUAAGCAAUUAUUGAAACACGAGGUGAGCAGCGUGUCGGAGACAGAUGAGACUGAGUCUGUCUGUGACGGGGCCAGUGAAAGUGGCGCUGAAAGUGUUGGAACGGACAGCGUGUUCUUUGGUAACUUUCGUAAACUCUCGGAGAUGUCUGGCUUCUCGAAGAGUAUAGAUUCGGGUGUUGAAAUUGUGGUAAAGAAUACAUAUCUUCAGCCAUUUUGUAGUAGGAGUGAGAAUGGGAUCUUAGACAGGGCGAAUUUCAGCACGAGCGACAGCGAGACUGAAAGUUUCAUCACGGUUCUUCCACCUUGCGGAAGUAGGGAAGCAAUUUGA
Molecule: messenger RNA, 4848 nt
Organism: Habropoda laboriosa
Lineage: Eukaryota; Metazoa; Arthropoda; Insecta; Hymenoptera; Apidae
Gene: sha
Exons: 13
Coding region: 1-4848 (1615 amino acids)
Biological process (GO): imaginal disc-derived wing hair organization; sensory perception of smell
Cellular component (GO): cell cortex; membrane
Molecular function (GO): olfactory receptor activity; odorant binding
Source: RefSeq, a predicted model, not a curated record